GCCGCCUGGCUGCCGUGACGAUGCCGAGUGCGCGGCCGCCGCCACCACCGCAGUGCUCCGGGGGCGAGGACGCGUCGAGGACGGAUGGACGCUACUUCCGGUGGUGAGAGCGUCGUCGUUCCGGAUUCCUUUUUUUCUUCCUCUUUGACGUCCUGCCUCCGCGGUGCUGAUGCGGGAUGCUGACGAUGCUCUAAACUGACGUCAUUCGACGGGCCGACACCGGGUCAAAGUCCAGAGCUACUAUUUGUGUGAAACUCCACUGACAGGAUGAUCGAGGAGGGCAGCAAGCGAGGGAAGGCGGUGGUGGAGAAGAGGCAGCUCUUCAUGGAGAUGAGAGCUCAGAACUUUGACGUGAUCAGACUGUCCACCUACAGGACCGCCUGCAAACUGCGCUUUGUGCAUAAGCGAUGCAACCUGCACCUGGUGGACGUGUGGAACAUGAUCGAGGCCUUCCGGGACAACGGCCUCAACACGCUGGAUCACGGCGCCGAGAUCAACGUGUCGCGCCUGGAGACCAUCCUGUCCUCCAUCUACUACCAGCUCAACAAGCGGCUGCCCACCACCCACCAGAUCAACGUGGAGCAGUCCAUCGGCCUGCUGCUCAACUUCAUGGUGGCCACCUACGACAGCGAAAGCCACGGCAAGCUGACGGUCUUCUCCAUGAAAGCCAUGCUGUCCACGAUGUGCGGCGGCAAGAUCGUGGACAAGCUGCGCUAUAUUUUCUCGCAGAUCUCCGACUCGAGCGGCGUGAUGGUGUUCGCCAAGUUCGACCAGUUCCUCCGCGAGGUGCUCAAGCUCCCCACCGCCGUCUUCGAGGGGCCCUCCUUUGGCUACACCGAGCACUCGCUGAGGACCUGCUUCCCCCAGCAGAAGAAGAUCGUGCUGAACACUUUUUUGGACGUGUUGAUGGCGGACCCCCCACCUCAAUGCCUCGUCUGGCUGCCGCUGAUGCACCGACUCGCCAACGUCGAAAAUGUCUUCCAUCCGGUGGAAUGUUCCUAUUGCCGGAGCGAGAGCAUGAUGGGUUUCCGCUACAGGUGCCAACAGUGCCACGGCUACCAGCUGUGCCAGAGCUGCUUCUGGCGGGGCCACGCCAACGGUCCCCAUAGCAACCAGCACCAGAUGAAGGAGCACUCGUCCUGGAAGUCUCCCGCCAAAAAGCUGAGCCACGCCAUCAGUAAAUCUCUGGGCUGCGUCCCCAUCGGAGAGCCCCCCCACCCCGUGUUCCCCGAGCAGGCCGAGAGACCCCAAGACCCCCCCCACACCGUCGUCCUGGAGAGUCCCAGCCGGCUGGACGAGGAGCAUCGCCUGAUCGCCCGCUACGCCGCGCGCCUGGCGGCCGAGGCGGGAAACUCCACGCAACAAUGUCCUCCCUCCGACUUGGGCUUCAACUUUGAUGCCAACAAGCAGCAGAGGCAGCUGAUUGCAGAGCUGGAGAACAAAAACAGGGAGAUCCUGCAGGAGAUCCAGAGGCUGCGCCUGGAGCACGAGCAGGCCUCCCAGCCCACGCCCGAGAAGGCCCAGCAGAACCCCACGCUGCUGACCGAGCUAAGGCUGCUGAGACACAGAAAGGACGAGCUGGAGCGUCGCAUGUCGGCCUUGCAGGAGAGCCGGCGGGAGCUGAUGGUGCAGUUGGAAGGACUCAUGAGGCUGCUGAAGGACGAGGAACAGAAGCAGGGAUCCCAGUCCGGAGGCUCCCCCCACUCGUCCCCCAGUCACGGGGCGGGCUGCUCCAUGCCCAUGCCUAUACGCUCCACCUCGGCGGGCUCCACCCCCACCCACACGCCUCAGGACUGCCUGGCGGGCGUGGGAGGCGACGUGCUGGAGGCCUUUGCUCAGGGUGUACCUCGGAAUCUGCGCAACGACCUCCUGGUUGCUGCCGACUCCAUCACCAACACCAUGUCGUCGCUGGUGAAAGAACUGCACUCAGUGGACGACGUCAUGGACGAGGAGGAGACCAACAUGAGGAACGGCGGAGAGAGAGGCACCAUGCGAGUACACAAGCAGUGAGCGGCGGAGACAAGUCCAUCCUUGCAGGUCAUCCGACAGGAACGAUCCGUAACAACAACAACAACAACAACACCCGCACCAUUAGCACGUAGACUUAUGCAUGCUGUAAUCUCAGCUAAAUGGUAAACAAUGUUGCGGCAAGCAGCAGGCGUAAUUUAGCCGCCGCGGCGCCUCAUCGUGUACAUAGAACACCGCCGUCACGUGACCACGCCCACAACAGCGCUUGGCUCCGGUCACAAGAUUAGCCCCGCCCCCCCCCCCCACAUCUUUGCAUGACGCUCACGUGUGGCCAUCACUACUGUACACUUGCUAGGCAGCACUUUAUCAACACGUGUUUACAAUAUUAUACGUAGCAUUAGCAUAUGCUACCUUCGCCAAAUGUACGGACUUUAUUUUAGGCCUUUAGAAAUGUAAAAAAAAACCCAACAAAAACAAAAAUGCUGCUUUUUAAUGGUUCUCUCUGCAACGGAACACAGAGAAUGACUUAGCUUAGCAUUAGCGACAAGUACGGCGCCAGGAAUGCUGGUCUCAAACAAGCUAGCAUUGCUGCAACGACGCUAAGGCGUUAUCGUGCUAAAGGCUAGCUCCGCCCCUCGGAAAAAAAAACGUUAUCACCUAAAUGGCUCGUGACGAGGGUCGCUCAGGAAAACACUGCCCCCUAGCGUUUUUGGCAGUGAACUGCAAGCCACACGCUCGGUCCUCGCGCGGCGACGACGCUGUAGCAUAACUCAGCCUUAGCGCCCGACAAAACUCCAUGCGAGGGCGUUAGCAUCGCAACAACGCGAGCACACAGUAGUACCUGUACUACGGUGUCAAAUGACUGCCCGAACUCCACAAACGUGUCCAACGAUUUGCCAGCAAACAAAAUUAUUUGCAAGUAAAAAAUUAUUUUUUUGCAAGUAAGCAAAACUUCAUGCUAGGACGUUAGCAUCGCAACAACGCGAGUACGCAGUAGUACCUGUACUAAAAAAUGCUUUUUUUUUUUUUCAAGUAAACAAAAUGAUUUGCAAGUUAAAAACGAUUUUUUUGCAAGUAAACAAAAUGAUCUGCAAGUAAAAAAAACUAUUAUUUGCAAAUAAACAAAAUUAUUUGCAAGUAAACAAAAUGAUUU
Entelurus aequoreus (snake pipefish) is the source of this 3121-nucleotide messenger RNA. RefSeq names its product dystrobrevin, beta b (gene dtnbb). The coding region runs from base 268 to 2010 and encodes 580 amino acids. Gene Ontology annotation, molecular function: zinc ion binding. The record is from RefSeq and is a predicted model, not a curated record. The transcript has 19 exons. Gene Ontology annotation, biological process: synaptic signaling. Gene Ontology annotation, cellular component: plasma membrane; synapse. NCBI's taxonomy places the organism in Eukaryota, Metazoa, Chordata, Actinopteri, Syngnathiformes, Syngnathidae.